Molecule: messenger RNA, 453 nt
Organism: Chaetomium globosum CBS 148.51
Lineage: Eukaryota; Fungi; Ascomycota; Sordariomycetes; Sordariales; Chaetomiaceae
Exons: 2
Coding region: 1-453 (150 amino acids)
Cellular component (GO): nucleus; cytoplasm
Molecular function (GO): protein tyrosine phosphatase activity
Source: RefSeq, a predicted model, not a curated record
AUGGCCACCAUAGGCACCCUCCAGCGCCUCUCGGCAGCCUCGCUCUCCCAAACCCUCCUCGAGGCCCAAGAACGAGCCACAUCCGGGGACCCCACCAUCGCCAUCAUCGACGUGCGAGACGACGACUACAUCGGCGGACACAUCAAAGGCUCGCUCAACAUCCCGUCGCGCACCCUCGACGCCAUGCUCCCGACCCUGGUCCGCCAGCUGCAGGACAAGCAGACGGUGGUGUUCCACUGCGCGCUGUCGCAGCAGCGGGGACCGGCGGCCGCGCUGCGGUAUCUUCGCGAGCGGGAGCGGAUUGCGGGUGAGGGGGGGAAGGAUGGGGUGGUGGAGCAGAAGGUUUUUGUGUUGGAUCGGGGGUUUGUGGGGUGGCAGGAGGUGUAUGGGGAGGAUGAGCGGUUGACGGAGGGGUAUCGGAAGGAGUUGUGGGAGGAUGGGUAUUGGGGGUGA